AGUGAAGGGCUCCCUUGUUGGGCCGAUUGUGCGGACAAUUGAAAAAAGCGGCAGCACAUACAUUCACAAUCUGCUGCUCUUUUGUCCCGGUUGAAGUUCCACUGCGCAAAGAAGCAGCCAUGGAAGGAAUCAAAGGGAAUCAAAUCAUCACCGGCGGCAACCGCCAUGUGGUGGCGAUGCCUUAUCCUGGUAGAGGUCAUGUAAAUCCGAUGAUCAAUCUUUGCAAGCUCCUGUCAUUUAAGGAUCCUAAUAUUGUCAUUUCGUUUGUGGUCACCGAAGAGUGGCGGAGCCUCCUGAGCUCUUAUUUCCUGCCAAAUAACAUCCGAUUUGAAACGAUCCCAAAUGUAAUACCUUCGGAGCAUGGCCGUGCUAAGGAUUUUCCAGCUUUUUUAGAAGCAGUAAACACAAAGAUGACAGCUCCUUUUGAGCAACUUCUUGAUCGGCUUGAGUUGCCUGUGAAUGCUAUCGUAGCUGAUACUUACUUGGGUUGGGUGCUCGGAGUUGGGAAUAAAAGGAAUAUUCCGGUAGCUUCUCUUUGGACUAUGUCAGCUACUGUGUUUUCUAUCUUCCACCAUUUCGAUCUACUCGUCCAAAAUGGUCAUUUUCCGAUCAUAUUUUCCGAACGAAAAGAAGAGCGUGUUGACUACAUCCCUGGAGUCCCUCCGACACGUCUGUUAGAUUUUCCUACAAUCUUUAAUGGAGCUGCAGGACAAACUUUUCCUCUAGCACAGAAGUCCACUUCAAUUGUGUCCAAAGCACAAUACCUUUUAUUCACUUCUGCUUACGAGCUCGAACCAUUAGCAAUCAACGCUUUAAAAUUGACGUUUCCCUUUCCUGUCUACCCUUUAGGCCCAAUGGUACCAUAUUUUGAACUGAAACACAAUUCUGAUUUAGCUACUACUGAUCAAGAACUCCCACACUACAUAGAAUGGCUGAAUUCUCAACCUAGAAAUUCUGUGUUGUAUGUCUCUAUGGGAAGCUUCCUUUCAGUUUCAGGCACCCAAUUGGAUGAAAUUGUAGCUGGAGUGAGAGAUAGUGGUGUUAGGUUCUUGUGGAUAUCUCGUGGAGAUACAAGUCUGUUUAAAGAUGGCUGUGGUGAUAUGGGUUUGGUGGUUCCUUGGUGUGAUCAAUUGAGAGUUCUGUGUCAUCCUUCUAUUGGUGGUUUCUGGUCACAUUGUGGUUGGAAUUCUAGUUUAGAAACUGCUUUUGCAGGAGUUCCAGUGCUAGCUUCUCCUAUAUUCUGGGAUCAAACUUCCAAUAGUAAGAAAAUUGUAGAAGACUGGAAGAUUGGGUGGAGAGUGAAACAAGGGGCUGAUGGGGAUAGCUUGGUGAGAAGAGAAGAAAUUGCAAAACUAGUGAAGCGUUUUAUGGAUGGAGAAAACAGUGAAGCAAUUGAAGUGAGAAAACAAUCAAAAGAAAUUCAAGAAGCUUGUCUUAAAGCAAUUUCUCAACAUGGAUCAUCUGAUACUAAUCUUGAGUCUUUCUUAAAGGACAUUUCACAAUGAGGCCAAAGAGAAAUUUUAGAAUACAGUUGGUAUGUAUUAUGAUGAUUUAUCCCGUUGAGGUUUUUGUGGGUCCUCAAUAAUUGCAUUGAAUAAAUUCUCCCAGGCCAAUUGAUUUGUCAA
Molecule: messenger RNA, 1625 nt
Organism: Manihot esculenta (cassava)
Lineage: Eukaryota; Viridiplantae; Streptophyta; Magnoliopsida; Malpighiales; Euphorbiaceae
Product: UDP-glycosyltransferase 87A1
Exons: 2
Coding region: 120-1505 (461 amino acids)
Molecular function (GO): UDP-glycosyltransferase activity
Source: RefSeq, a predicted model, not a curated record